Molecule: messenger RNA, 213 nt
Organism: Linum trigynum
Lineage: Eukaryota; Viridiplantae; Streptophyta; Magnoliopsida; Malpighiales; Linaceae
Source: the annotation of a GenBank genome assembly
AUGGGUACGCCGAGCGAAUCCGUGAAGAGCAUAGCUCCAUCGCAGGGUGAUAUCCACGCAUCACUAGAUGCUGGACUACAAGCCAUGGUAAGAACCAUCCAUAGCACGACUGACAAGGACAACGCGGAGAUGAGAGCGAUGAGGCAGAUGAUGAUGGAGAUGAUGUAUCAGCUAGUGAAUCGAUCGAUGGAGUUUGGAGCAAGGAGAAGUUAG